CCAAAAAUACCACAUUUUAGAAACACGGCCACACUGCAAAACAGCAACAAACACUUGAGAUAAAAUAUUUGUAUUUAAAUUUAAAUUAAAUAGUUAAUAUUCUAUUGAAUAAAAAGAUAGAGAAGCUGUCAUUGGGCAGCUUUCUUGCGACAACAGGCUGUACUAGAUCCGGAUCUGUGUUUAUAAUCGCCAGGGCCAGCGAAAUUCCUCAGCGCUCUGUUCCUUGAGGGUUCACAUGGGACAAUGAGGGGGAUCUGCUGGGAAUCAGAAUCAUCAACAGCGGCUAUGGACUAUGCCACGCAGGAGAACAUCAGCAUUGAAGCUAGACACAGAAUCUUCUUGCGUUUGGAUCGGAGGAGAUAGUCUUUAUUUUAUAUUAGACGCUUUAAUUACGGAAGCUGUCAGCGCUGGUGCCGGUCGUAGUAACGCUCCUCUGUGCAUUUAAACUCGAAUGAACCAAUGGCGCGCACAGCCAUAGCAACCAGUGCAGUGAGCGCAGUGCAAUGUAUGCCGAGGCAUCCGAUGCAAAAUAGUUGAUUCGCGGCGUCGAGAAGGGAAUGCCCAGAUAGCCCAGCUCCACAUUCGCAUAAUUAUGAACAGACUUACACUAGUAUGCCGCGGCUUUGUAGUGCUGACUCUGCUGCUGAUAUUCUUCAACGAGUUUCUCAUCUACUACAUGGCCCAAUCGAGCUGGCACCAAAUCGAUUGCAAACUGGAUAAUUGCACACGCCUGCUGCUCAUCUCAGACCCGCAGAUCUUAGGCACCUCCUAUGAUCGCUCGUCCCACAGCCCGCUGGCUCGCUACGACUCGGAUAGAUAUCUGAAAAAGACCUUUGAACGCGCCGUGGCCUUUACCCAGCCGCACAUAAUCGUGUUUCUGGGGGAUUUGCUAGACGAAGGCAACAUUGCCACGGCGCAGGAGUAUAAGCAAUAUGUAAAGCGCUUUCGGCGCAUCUAUCAGAGCAAGAAAUUCCGUAAAUUCCGCAUGAUAUCUGCCUAUUUUCAGCGCGUCCAUGUGCCGGGGGAUAAUGACAUAGGCGGCGAGAAUGGCGACUACAUUUCCAACUCUAACCAGCGACGCUUCGAGAACGAGUUCAUGAGUGAGGACCUCUUCGACUACGACCAUCGCAUCCGCUUCUUUAAGAUCAACCGCAUGCUGUUGGACUUUACAAAUCCCGACAGGGACCAUAAUGCCGACCGGCUCCGUAUUGGGGUCUCGCACGCUCCUCUGCUUAUUGGCGGUGGACCGCUGCUGCGGGCCGUCAUCAGCGACUUGGAUCCACAUAUCAUAUUCUCUGGCCAUUGGCACGAGUCCAGGAUAUUUAUUUACCCCUCCACGAAGGUGAUCAACUUCUAUGAGAAUGCAGUGCGGCAUUUUGAUUUGAAGGCGCUGAAGGAGCAGGAGCACAGCUAUUUGGAGAUUAUGGUGCCCACCUGCUCGUAUCGCAUGGGAAAGUCCAAGAUUGGCAUGGGCUAUGCUGUGCUGGAGAACUACAAUCUAAGCUACACGGUUCUGUGGCAACCCAACCGUUUUAUUCUGCUCUUCACCUACGUCUUCUGGGGCCUGUUCGUGCUCUGCGGGGCGAUUGUCUACAAAAUGAUGACCCGCUGUCCCUUCCGUGUCGCCAAACGACAGACGCACUAUAGCCGCGUCUCCAAUAUACCUCAAUUUUAGACUGUAUCUUCCUCUCCCUCCCGCCCCUUGAGGCCAACAAACUGGAGAUUCUCAACGAAAGUAGCUCGAUUAAUUAAAGAGAUUGCAAUGAUAUAUAAUGCUAAGUAGAUUAUUCCAAUAGUUACUUAUAAAUUGUUAGCAAAAGUGAUGAUUUUUUAUGUUUAUAAACUUAGGAAAUAAAAUGUAUCGCUGUCCUCCGA
Molecule: messenger RNA, 1875 nt
Organism: Drosophila pseudoobscura
Lineage: Eukaryota; Metazoa; Arthropoda; Insecta; Diptera; Drosophilidae
Gene: Mppe
Product: Metallophosphoesterase
Exons: 7
Coding region: 593-1675 (360 amino acids)
Biological process (GO): GPI anchor biosynthetic process
Cellular component (GO): endoplasmic reticulum
Molecular function (GO): hydrolase activity
Source: RefSeq, a predicted model, not a curated record